Diprion similis is the source of this 4925-nucleotide messenger RNA. Its product is annotated as restin homolog. The transcript is spliced from 14 exons. NCBI's taxonomy places the organism in Eukaryota, Metazoa, Arthropoda, Insecta, Hymenoptera, Diprionidae. The coding region runs from base 69 to 4880 and encodes 1603 amino acids. The record is from RefSeq and is a predicted model, not a curated record.
ACGAAAUCGACAACGAAUAGGACACCGCAUAUCGAACCGCAAUCGGAUACCCAAAUCAGGAAUAAAAUAUGGGUUCCGGAGGCAGCGUCCCAGCCACCGGCAGACAGAACACAUCCAGAGAUUUAGACGUCGUCUGCGAGCGACGGGAAUCCCAGGCUCCAAUCGUUCUGCAGGGCCUGCACACUGCGGAAGGUCCAACCGACUCGCAGGGUCCCAGUCCAUACACGACGCUCCGAAGGGAUGGUUUCAGAUUCCAAGGGCCAUCCGCUCCGAGUUUGCCGGUUGGUUCCAGCGUCCGAGGAUCCUACGCCGGGGGAUACGAGGCGAACGCCCCCCAAGAAGAGACUCUGCUCGCCUACGCCUCCCAGAUGACCGGGUGGCAAUCCGGUGGUGCAGGGUCAAACCUCGCCUCGGCGAGGAGCGAGGUGACCGAGCUUUCGAGGACGGUGUCCUGCCUCGCAGCGGCGAACCAACAGCUUGCAGCCGCACACAGUGCGGCCCUAGCGCACCUGGAGGCUCUCUACCGGGACGUGAGAUCUGCGAGAGCGGUACGAGAUUGCGAGAGAGAAGUUUACAAGGAGGGUGACGAGGCCGACGAGGAGCGACGGUGUCGGGGAUUCCGUCAACGGACGUCGAGAUGGUUCCACCAGGGUUCGCGGCACGCGGAACAAGCCGCGACGACACACCAGUUGGAGACAGAGUUUAGCAAGGAAUAUCCCACGCGAAGCCGGCUCGAAACUCAGGGGAGAAUACCGAACCCGGGAAACCAGGAGGACGAGCAGGUCGCCCGGGGGGACGAGAAUGAGGGUGAAAAAACGCUGAGGAAAGCCCUAGCCAGGAUAGAGGAGCUCGAGGAUACCCUGAGGAGUGAAAGACUGAAACCUGUCGAUUCAAAUCGCCACCGGAGAUCGGCCGUCGACAACUUGGUCACCUGCGAAAAGGAAGUUCAGUGCAGUGACGACGAAGCCGAGGAUGUUGAACGAGCCAAGACAGAGCAAGCACUUCAGGCUCAGAGGCUCAAUGAGGAGAUGCAAAAGGAACUAGAGACACAAAGACGGACGAUCGAAAGACUCGAGGAUGAGUGCAAGAUAUCAACUGCGCAGCUCGAGAAAGCGGAAUGUGAACUGCAGGAACGGACUGAAGAGCUCGAGAGAACGGUGAAGGAGCUUGAUUGCUCGAAGACAAAGAACAUGGGACUGCUGAAGGAGGUGGAUUUGUACAAAACGGAGAGAGAUUCGGCCCUUGUCAGAAUAUCCAUUUUGGAACAGGAGCUGCAGAAGUCCGUCCUCGAUAAAGAGCACGCGAAGAAUACGGAGAGUCAGAAAUCGGCAAAACUUCGAGCUCAGCUCGCCGAGGAAAUCGCGGACAAAAAGAAACAAAUCAAAGCCCUCGAAGACGCUCUUGAGGAGAUCCAACGGCUGAAGCAUGCGGUGAAAACCGACAAGAGAGAAAACGCGAGCAUCGAGAACGACGCUGAUCAAACAGAGCUAGGCGUGGAGCAAACCGUAGCUUUGGAAGAAAAUCCUUACGAGUCGAGCGAGGAUGUUGCGGAGGAAAUUGCCUGUAGCCGUGCGACGAACAUGGAGGAAUUCAAAAAGGAAUUGACCCUUAAACGCGAGGCCAGACAGCGUGCCAUAGCCGCCGUGUCUUCGGAAAUGGACCGACUCAGACGAGAAUUGGGAGCCGAAAAGGAGGCGCAUUCCGAAACAUCACGGAUGCUGGAUUUACUCAAGUCCGGAGAACCUACGAGAGAUGUCAGAGAAUUGACGACUGGCGAGGAACAAGCUGGAAACAAAAGCUCAGACAGCUCCACCCAAGAUGAAGUAAAGAGACUGAGGACUCAACUCCAAGGUGACAAAGAGGCUCACCAGGAUGCUUUGAGAAGAAUUACUGCCCAGCAGAUAGCCGAUACCUUAAAGGUUUCGGAUGAGAUAAAGAACUUUGUACGUUCCGAAGCUGAAAAACUGGAAGACCUUCGUUACCAUCUCGAGCACGACGCAGAGAAAAACAUGAGCCAAAUUCUACACGUCAAGGAAGCGGUGGGCAUGGCUCGUCUGGUCCUGGCAGCACGCGAGAAACAGGUGAACAAAUUGAAGGAUCAAUUGGCGCACAUUUUGGCCAGACUGGAAGGCAUGAAUUACAGUGAAAUAUUCGACGACGCAAGAGCCGAGUUUGAUCACCAGCUUGAAAAUCUUAGAAAUUUGAAAACUCUCUACGAGGUACGACUCAAGGUUUUGAUCGAGAUGAAGGAACAGGCGGGAAAAGAACUCGUAGAGACGAAGGAGAAACUAGAAGUUUCUCAAAAGAAACUAAAAACGCUAGAAGAGGACUUGGAGAAAUCGGAAGAGAAGGUUGACAGUCAGGAUACUGAAAUAUCGAAUUUGGAGUCUCAGCUUGGUUUGACGAAAGCGGACUGCAGGGAUCUCGAAAAUCAGAUGUCCGUUAUAAACAGUUUAUUCACGCAAAUGUUGCUGAGCGCUUCCUCGGCCGACAUGGAUCUCGACAGGUUGACUCGAUUAUUACAGGAGAAUCACGAUUUGAUAAGUGACAUGGCGCGGGAGGAAGGCACGGAGGCUGCUGCACUACCGAAACUACUUUUGGAUUUGGUAGAGCAAGUCGAGGGACGAAGUCCAACGAAGCCCCGAGCAUCAGGAAGCGAUGGCGAAAAGAACGAGGAGGAUAUUCAGGAAGGAAAUAUCGCGCACAAUUUGCCAAAGGUGUGGCGCGUUUUACUCGAACUGUUGAGCUGCCAUGCUGUCGAUGCCCCCGCGGCUUCAGCGUCAGCGUUAUCGGCGCCAGAUAGCUGUUAUAAAUCCGUCGACACGCCGACUGGACCGCAGUUGGUAAUUUCGGUUAGCAAAACAUACAUCAGACUGAAGGAAUUGAUCCUUGAGAAGAAGCAUCUUGAGAAAGAGAUGACGCGAAUGAAACAACUCAAUACACAUCUUGAGAGCAAGCUGGGCGAACAGGAGAAAAGAUUGUCGACGGUUUCCUCGGAGCUGAGCAAAACCUGGAACAUAGUGGGUAGGAUGCAGGCCCAACAUCAGCAGCUUCACACGCACGAAAAGAUCUUGCGAUACGAGCUACAGCAGAAGAGGAAAAUGCUUCAAGAGCUGAAACAGGAGCUUGAAUAUUGCCGCGAGAAAUGGGAAUCGGCGAGGCAAAAGAAUACGAACACAGAAAUGGAGUGGAAAAAUCUUCGUCGAGAGUUCGCUGCAAGAAAGGCGCUCGCGGUUCGAGACUCCCUGAACAACAGCGGCGAAAGUGGGUUCAGCGAUGAACGUGGCGACGAGUCUGACGAAGAAGACGAAGAAAGAACCGAAAGGAUCAGGAUAAGCCCGCGCAGGCGAACCCGAAAGGAAAGCCCAAGGGUACCCUCCCCAGACACAGAGUCUGAGCAGCCAACGGAUACGGAAAUGUCAGAGUCGAAGACUUGUUCAUCGGAAACCCUCGAACAGCGGACACCAACUCCGGAAACCGAGACAGAGGUAGACGGGGAGACGAUCGAAGUUGAAUCGGUGUCAAACGAGGUGCGACCCGCCACACCAGAGCCUGACUGCACUCCGGAGACAGAGAUUUUGGACCCGUUGGACAGAGCGUUGACAAACGUGAUUCAGAGUCUGAUAAAAAUCGACACAGUAUCUAAUCAGAGUUCCGCUUCGACGUCCAGAGAAAGUAUACCCAUGGCGUCUACGUCAGCGAUGUCGCAGGAUUCAUCCGUAUUCGACAUCGUGGUCAGCAAUGAACCUUCGAGGAGGGUUAAAACUCCGAAAAGAGAGACAAGAGAAUGGAGCCCACACAGUGAACCAUGGAGUUCGAGUAUAACGGACAUGAAACUGAAUUUGAAGAGACCGUUGAAACCAUCGAUAAACGAAAGGUCGUCAUCCUUGGAUUCGUCCAUUACGACUACACGACUCGACGAGCCAGAUAACUGUCCUGAUUCCGCCCUGGGAGCUUGUGCCUCGACGUCCGGAAACCCGAUCGAAGGUUGCGGUGAAAAGAGAGUGGAGAACAGCGAUGAGGAGUCGAUUUUUGACAGCGAAAAGUUCCUAAAUUCGACGGAAACAGAAUCCGCCCCGCAUCCAACGGUCUCGGUAUUUUCCAUCGGACCUUAUCUCUCCUCCAAGUCACCCUCGCCAGUAAAAACUGUUCAAUUUCGAGAGCCACUGAUACUGGGACCAAGGUCCAGCACACCCUGCGCCCUGGACUCCGGCGAAGCUUCGACAUCGGGAGAAACCCCUGCAGCUGUAACAAGUUCUGGCACAGAUUCGCAGACUAAGGAAAAAGAAGAAACAGAGUCUGUCGAUCUCUCAGCGAACUCCUCUGAUGAGAUCAAGGCGAAACCGGACUUGACUGACUUCGAAGAAAAGACACUUGAUGAACCCGCGAACGCCUCUGUGUCCACAGAGACGGCCGAGGCUGAAGACAAGUCGGAGGAACAGCCAAAAGAGACUAGCACUCUCGAGGCACCAAGUUCGGAAACUUUUGCUGCGUCGCAAUCCUCGGCCGGUUCCGCAACGCCGAAGGCUUCCCGCACUCCAGAGGAAGUCUUAGCUGCUAGAGCUGCGAGGUUGAAACGGUUGGAGGAGCAGGCGGACUGGCUGAUGAAGAAAAUGAACGCUACCAGCCAGAGGGGGUCUGCUUUGAGUACCAGACUAGAAGAACUUCACGAAGCCUAUGGGGAACCACCGGCUCCUCCGCCUUUGCCAGAUGUUUUGCCCAGCGUCAGAUUAGAGACGAAUUCCAACGAACGGCAUGAACGAAGGGCGAACCAGCUACAAGAGUCAGUUACUUUUCGACCGGAAGAAGCCCUGCCGUUACAUCAAACUGAAGCUGACGACACGGCCGCGAAUGAAUCUCCACCGAACAACGCGCCCUGAUACAGAAUGAAAAUAUUCAAAUUCUGAACGAUAUCUAUGAGGAAG